GAGGCAGCGCGGCGGUGCCAGCCGCCGCCGGCCGCCUGCGGCCCCCGCCCCCUCGGUGCCGGCCGGCUCUUCGCUCCUCCGGCGGCGAACCAGACACGGCCGCGGCCGCCGCCGCCGCCCGGCGCGCACCGGCCGCCACCUGCCCCCGGCGCCCGCGCCGGAGGGGCGCGACGCGGCCGCCGACCCGGAGGCGCUGGAGGAAGCGAGAGGGGUCCCCGCGCACUUCGGGCGCCGGCGCAGCGCACGGUGAGCGUCCCCCGCCCCGGGGCUCGGGGAUUCCUCAGCCCCCGGGUGCCCGAUGGGGUCACCCGGGGGACGCAAGGCUGAAGUUGGGACCGCGCGCAGCCCGCCCCCGCCGCCGAGCCCGACAUGCUGCCGCCGGGGAGCAACCGCACCGCGUCCCGGGCGCGCUUCAGGCGGCAGCAGCUGGCGCAGCGGGGCUCCGUGGGGGGCUCGGAGGGGGCGGCGCCCCUGGGGGCAGCGCAGGUGGUCACCGCCGGCCUCCUGACCCUGCUCAUCGUCUGGACCCUGCUGGGCAACGUGCUGGUGUGCGCGGCCAUCGUGCGCAGCCGCCACCUGCGCGCCAAGAUGACCAACGUCUUCAUCGUGUCCCUGGCUGUGUCCGACCUCUUCGUGGCGCUGCUGGUCAUGCCCUGGAAGGCGGUCGCCGAGGUGGCCGGUUACUGGCCCUUUGGGGCCUUCUGCGACGUCUGGGUGGCCUUUGACAUCAUGUGUUCCACCGCGUCCAUCCUGAACCUGUGCGUCAUCAGCGUGGACCGCUACUGGGCCAUCUCCAGGCCCUUCCGCUAUGAGCGCAAGAUGACCCAGCGCGUGGCUUUGAUCAUGGUCGGCCUGGCCUGGGCCUUGUCCAUCCUCAUCUCCUUCAUCCCAGUUCAACUCCACUGGCACAGGGACAAGGCAGGCUCCUGGGGCGAGGCGCCACCGCCAUCCGGCCCGGCCAACGGGACGCCCUGGGGGGAGGCAGGGGAGCCAGAGGCGAGGGCGGAAAACUGCGACUCCAGCCUGAACCGAACUUACGCCAUCUCCUCUUCGCUCAUCAGCUUCUACAUCCCCGUGGCCAUCAUGAUCGUGACCUACACGCGCAUCUACCGCAUCGCCCAGGUGCAGAUCCGCAGGAUCUCCUCGCUGGAGAGGGCCGCCGAGCGCGCGCAGAGCUGCCGCGGCCGCGCAGCCUGUGCGCCCGACCCCAGCCUGCGGGCGUCCAUCAAGAAGGAGACCAAAGUCCUCAAGACGCUGUCGGUGAUCAUGGGGGUCUUCGUGUGCUGCUGGCUGCCCUUCUUCAUCCUUAACUGCACGGUCCCCUUCUGCAGCGGCCGCCGCGAGGGUCCUGGGGCCGGCUUCCCCUGCGUCAGCGAGACCACCUUCGACGUCUUCGUCUGGUUCGGCUGGGCCAACUCCUCCCUCAACCCGGUCAUCUACGCCUUCAACGCUGACUUCCGGCAGGUGUUUGCGCAGCUGCUGGGGUGCAGUCACCUGUGCUCCCGCACCCAGGUGGAGACGGUGAACAUCAGCAACGAACUCAUCUCCUACAAUCAGGACACCGUCUUCCACAAGGAGAUCGCAGCUGCCUACAUCCAUAUGAUCCCCAAUGCCGUGUCCCCGGGGGACGGGGAGGGGGACAAGGAGGAGGAGAGCCCUUUCGAUCGAAUGUCCCAGAUCUCUCAGACGUCCCCGGAUGGUGACCCUGCUGCUGAGUCUGUGUGGGAGCUGGACUGCGAGGGAGACGUUUCUUUAGGCAAAAUAACGCCCUUCACCCCGAACGGAUUCCAGUAGAGUGCCCGAGAAAGGCCCCUUCUGGAUCUAUAUAAUGGCACAGACAUUAACAAGCAUGCAGAAUACAUACACACACACGUCCAGUGCUGCUCAGUUCAUCACAUUUUCUGUGUCUGUGUAGGAGCCCAUGUGCUUAGAAACGUCACCAGACUGAUUUGUUGGUGUAAGAAUUGGCAGAAGGUUUGGAAUAUAUACUGCAGCCUAGCAGAAACGGAUGGGGGGGGGGGGGGUCCAGUUAGAGAAGAGAAGGUGGUGUUUGGUUCUUUAAAAAACAAACAAAAAAGUCGCAGUUGAUCUUUAAAAAAUAUACUCGCCCUCCCUUUUACACAAAUGAACUGUUCAGUGACUUGUUUUUGUCUGGUGGGGUUUUAGACAACAGGUUCUAUGUGUGUGCAGUGUUGAGGGGGGUGCGGGUGACAUUCCUGUAUCUUGCUUCCUGUAGCCCUGUGUUUAUGCAGUUUCUGUCCUCCGUGUGUGUCUUCACCACAGCUGGGGAACUCUUUCCGAUUUGUUCUGGUGUCUAAUAAACACAAAUUAUGUGGA
Messenger RNA from Neofelis nebulosa (Clouded leopard), 2337 nucleotides. It is a transcript of the gene DRD5, whose product is annotated as dopamine receptor D5. Gene Ontology annotation, molecular function: G protein-coupled receptor activity; dopamine neurotransmitter receptor activity. NCBI's taxonomy places the organism in Eukaryota, Metazoa, Chordata, Mammalia, Carnivora, Felidae. Gene Ontology annotation, cellular component: plasma membrane. The record is from RefSeq and is a predicted model, not a curated record. Gene Ontology annotation, biological process: adenylate cyclase-activating adrenergic receptor signaling pathway. Bases 370 to 1794 code for a protein of 474 amino acids. The transcript has a single exon.